Messenger RNA from Sphaerodactylus townsendi, 3276 nucleotides. RefSeq names its product suppressor of cytokine signaling 4 (gene SOCS4). The transcript has 2 exons. Gene Ontology annotation, molecular function: 1-phosphatidylinositol-3-kinase regulator activity. Gene Ontology annotation, biological process: phosphatidylinositol phosphate biosynthetic process; intracellular signal transduction. The record is from RefSeq and is a predicted model, not a curated record. Gene Ontology annotation, cellular component: phosphatidylinositol 3-kinase complex. Bases 1526 to 2815 code for a protein of 429 amino acids. Lineage: Eukaryota; Metazoa; Chordata; Lepidosauria; Squamata; Sphaerodactylidae.
CCCUCACAACUUUUCCCUCCCACUCCAUCCCAUUGCAUUGCAUCGAUUCAGACGUCCUCACCCAAUUUUCCUCUCCUCUUCCCAUAAUUUCCUGCACGACGUUUUCCUCUCCCAUCCCAUUGCAUUGAAUCUCCCAUUCCCAUAAUUUCCACCCCAGUACCAGAAUUCCCUCACCCAACUUUUCCCUCCCACUCCAUCCCAUUGCAUUGCAUUGCAUCGAUUCAGACUUCCUCACCCAAUUUUUCUCUCCCAUCCCAUUGCAUUGCAUCUCCUCUUCCCAUAGCAUUGAAUCUCCCAUUCCCAUAAUUUCCACCCCAGUACCAGAAUUCCCUCACCCAACUUUUCCCUCCCACUCCAUCCCAUUGCAUCGCCUCUUCCCAUAAUUUCCUGCACCAGGUUUUCCUCUCCCAUCCCAUUGCAUUGAAUCUCCCAUUCCCAUAAUUUCCACCCCAGUACCAGAAUUCCCUCACCCAACUUUUCCCUCCCACUCCAUCCCAUUGCAUUGCAUUGCAUCGAUUCAGACUUCCUCACCCAAUUUUUCUCUCCCAUCCCAUUGCAUUGCAUCUCCUCUUCCCAUAAUUUCCUGCACCAAGUUUUCCUCUCCCAACCCAUUGCAUUGAACCUCCCAUUCCCAUAAUUUCCCUCUCCCACCCCAGUCCCAGAAUUUCCUCACCCAGUUUUCCUCUCCCAUCCCAUCCCAUUGCAUCUUCUGCUCAGAACCCCCUUGCCCCAUUUCUGCCUUCUCACCCCAUUCAAUCCAAUUGCACCCUAUCCCCUUAAUUGUGACACCUCCCCACCCCAAACAAACCUUUUAACAGCCCCCUUCCUGCCUGCCCGACUCAGCCUCAUCUCACCCCUCCCAUCUUCUCUUGCAGCUGGAUCCUAAUCCUGUUUAGUCAGAAGUCAAUUGCAUCCCAGUGGGGUUUACUUCCAGGCAAGCAGGCUUAGCCUCCCUCCCUUCAAAUCCUUUCCCCCACCCUCUAAAUGCUCUGACUCAGACAAGCCCUUUUUUUUUCCCUAUUUCCUUUCUCCUUCCCCUGCUUUGGUCGUCCCCUUUGAAAUUUCCCUUAAAAAAAAUAAAGUCAAGCACCCCACCAGUUCUCUUCCUGCCCUUUAUCCACCCCCAUGUUAUCUCCCUGCCCUUUAUCCCCCCUUUAUAAUCCUCCUCCCCUAUUAUGACAUCUUCCUUUCUCCACUUCCCCUUCCACCCCCCCCUUCCCAUCUCUUGCUUCCUCCACCCUGCCCACCGCUCUGUCCGUGUCCUUUCUCCUCCAGCUGUGCGGUGCAUCCAGUCUGUCUGCCUUUGUGUCUGAUGGAGAGCGUGCUGCUCCGGCCGCUGUUUGGGAUGAUGCCUCUUUUGGGUACCCUAACUUGGGAGGAUGCCCCCCAAACGUCUCUCCUAGCAAGCUGCAGAUCCAUCUCAAAAGUACCUAACAGAAGCUUCCUUGGGUGAGAACCAAGACACCGACUCUUGCCGUAAGCAGUCCUGGGACUUUUGGAGAAGCUAUCUGCAUUUUUUAAAAAAAUGGCAGACAACAAAGAAAGGAAUAGUAAGAAUACUGAUGUGAGACCGAAAACCAGCCGGAGUAGAAGUGCAGACAGGAAGGAUGGUUAUGUAUGGAGCAGGAAAAAACUUUCCUGGUCGAAGCGGAGCGACAGCAGUUCCGAUGCCGAAACAGCAAGUACUUCGGGGAAAUCUACAUUUAGUUUAAGGAACCAAGAACGGAAGCACAGCUGCUCCUCGUCAGAGCUGGACUUGGAGCGUUCGUGCGGCCACAGAUUCCUAGGCCGGUCUCUGAAGCAGAAACUGCAGGACGCCGUGGGCCAGUGCUUUCCGAUCAAGAACUGCAGCAGCCGCCAUUCUUCGGUGCUUCCGUCCAAGCGGAAAAUCCACAUCAGUGAACUGAUGCUGGACAAGUGUCCCUUCCCGCCCCGAUCUGAGCUGGCGUUCCGUUGGCACUUAAUUAAACGGCACACUGCCCCCAUAAAGCAAAAAUCGGAAAGCUGGUUCAGCAUGGCAUCUUCCCACGGCGAGGGGAAAGAUGGGGAAGUCGAGAGCGUGGACGGAGGAGGGUCGGCGGUUCUGCAGGUGUGCGAUUUCAGCGACGGCGCCUCCUGUACGUGCGACCCCCAGGGCGAAUCUGCCGCGGGUCGGCCGGCGAAGAACCGGGAAGAGAGCGACAUGGACUCCGAUGACGAAAUGGUCACGUUUUGCACCAGCUCCAGGAAACGAAACAAGCCCCGGUGGGAUCCCGACGACGAGCUGCUGCAGCUGGAAUCGCCUCCGAAAUAUCACACCCAGAUAGACUACGUCCACUGCCUUGUCCCUGACCUCCUCCGGAUCAAUAACAACCCAUGCUACUGGGGCGUGAUGGAUAAAUACGCAGCCGAAGCACUUCUGGACGGAAAGCCGGAAGGGACUUUUUUGCUGCGAGACUCUGCCCAGGAAGAUUACUUGUUCUCCGUGAGCUUUAGACGUUACAGUCGCUCUCUGCACGCCAGGAUUGAGCAGUGGAAUCACAACUUCAGCUUCGAUGCCCACGACCCAUGCGUCUUCCAUUCCCCCGACAUCACGGGGCUCUUGGAACAUUACAAAGAUCCCAGCUCUUGUAUGUUCUUCGAACCGCUGCUCUCGACUCCCUUAAACAGGACUUUCCCCUUUUCUCUUCAGCAUAUAUGCAGGACUGUGAUUUGUAACAAUACAACGUACGACGGCAUCGAUGCGCUUCCCGUUCCUCCAUCCGUGAAGCUGUAUCUGAAGGAAUAUCACUAUAAGUCAAAAGUUAGAGUCCUCAGAAUCGAUGUACAAACCUAAAAAUUAGUUUGAGGGGGGGUCUUUGUUUCGUUUUUGUUCAUUAGAGAGCCUUGGAAAAUUAGAGGGUCUGUCUUUCUCACUACCGUUUUUUUUCCUGGAAAAGUAUUUAUAGUCCAAACAGAUCUCCACGUCAGCCUUAUGACCAAAAUAGACCCGCCAGGCAGAUUAUUAGUGAAGACACAAAACCUGUGCAUUUAUUGGUAACAACACCUUGUAGGGUUUUAUGGAAUUUCAAGUAGGGUUUUUGUAACCUUUUCACUCAAGGCUAACCUUUUAGAUUUUCAGCUAAAUUCAAAACGGAAUUUGUCUUUUAUAUGCUGUGAUUUAUAAUAUGGUACAGGCAUGUUUAAAACACUGUAUGCAAUGGCUACUCAACAGCGACCAAUUUGUAUUUUAUACCUUUCUUUGAAAAUGAGUACUUUGUCCUCUCUAUAAGAAGUAAAAUUAAUGUCUAUUUAUGA